Camellia sinensis is the source of this 1483-nucleotide messenger RNA. Lineage: Eukaryota; Viridiplantae; Streptophyta; Magnoliopsida; Ericales; Theaceae. The record is from RefSeq and is a predicted model, not a curated record.
UCAGCAAAAUCGUUCAUGGGUUCGCAAAUCAUGAGACGCCUUCUACGAAGCCAUGCGAGCGAGUUCUUCUCACCACAAUCCGCUGCAAACCCUAGUUCUUCAGCUAGGGUUUUCUCAUUCUUUGAUCGGACCCUCUUCUCCUCCGCUGCUCCGACCCCCAAUCUGAUCCGAGCCACUCUCUUCCCCGGUGAUGGAAUUGGUCCCGAGAUCGCCGAGUCUGUCAAAGAGGUGUUUAAAUCAGCUGAAGUGCCAAUUGAAUGGGAGGAACACUAUGUUGGGCAGGAAAUUGAUCCUAGAACCCAAAGUUUUCUUACAUGGGAAAGUUUAGAAUCAGUGCGGAAAAAUAAGGUUGGCUUAAAAGGGCCAAUGGCCACACCAAUUGGAAAGGGUCAUAGAUCAUUGAACCUUACUUUAAGGAAAGAGCUUAAUUUGUAUGCUAAUGUUAGACCUUGCUACAGUCUCCCUGGCUACAAGACUCGCUAUGAUGAUGUAGAUCUCAUCACCAUCCGUGAGAACACAGAAGGAGAGUAUAGUGGCCUUGAACAUCAAGUGGUGAGGGGUGUGGUUGAAAGUUUGAAGAUCAUUACUCGUCAAGCAAGUCUGAGGGUGGCUGAAUAUGCCUUUCACUAUGCUAAGGCCCAUGGUAGAGAGAGAGUGUCUGCAAUCCACAAAGCCAACAUCAUGCAGAAAACUGACGGUCUCUUUCUUAAGUGUUGUCGCGAGGUUGCCGAGAAGUAUCCUGACAUAACAUAUGAGGAAGUUGUUAUUGACAACUGCUGUAUGAUGCUUGUGAAAAAUCCAGCUCUUUUUGACGUUCUAGUGAUGCCUAAUCUGUAUGGUGACAUUAUCAGUGACCUUUGUGCUGGGUUGAUUGGAGGCUUGGGCUUAACACCAAGCUGCAAUAUUGGUGAGGGAGGCAUUGCUCUUGCUGAGGCUGUGCAUGGUUCUGCACCUGAUAUUGCUGGAAAGAAUCUGGCAAACCCAACAGCUCUAAUGUUGAGUGCUGUAACGAUGCUUCGCCAUCUGGAGUUGCAUGAUAAAGCUGAUCGGAUCCAGAGUGCUAUCCUUGCCACAAUUGCUGAAGGGAAGUACCGAACUGCUGACCUGGGUGGCUCUUCAACAACCACUGAUUUUACUAAGGCAAUUAUUGAUCAUCUCUGAAGAAUGCUUCUUCAUAUUUGAUUCUGGCAAAGUUCUCGACAACAAAUUGCUCCUUUUUUGAUAUUCUUUUCAAAGCAGUGUUUUCAUAUACUCUAUAGUAGUGAUUUUACCCUGAUUUUUUAGAAGUUAGCCAAUUAUAUCUUGGCGUGAAGACGCUCACCAGAAUUUGUCGAUAGAAUUAACCAUGGCCUCGCUGUUCUUUUGCAAAACAUCUGAAAGUAGAGAGAGAUAACAGAAGCACAACUGUAUAAAGUACCUCUCGUGGUUCGUUCUAUUUAUUAUCUUCGCAUGGAUUGAAUAAAAGCAUCACAAUUUUCUCUUA